AAUCCUCUUAAAAAGCACGCUCAAACAUAGACCGAAGCGUAAUUGUCCGUUACCCGUUAGAGAACAUCCUAGGAAUAACAACAUGUACACCGUGUCAGGACUCGCAAGGUCGAGUGAGGAGUUAUAAGAGAGUUGCCUCUGUUUCGACGCUUGAAAUUAGUCGUUUUCGUUUGGUUUAAACUUUAAACGAGAGUGCAGCCAUUUUGGGUCAAGUAUAUCGUAUGUUUCAUGUUUUGUAAUUGGAUAUAUGUAUGUCCAUGCAACAUCAUCGCUGGUUGUGCUUGAAAGAACAUACGGCAAACCGUGUUAAAAUGGCCAACACGCUAUUCGACCACGGAACUGAAUAUAACUUUUACAGAACAAAUUUUACGGAGAACCAUGCGACGAUGAGGAAGACAAAACCCGACAGUCAAAAACCAACGAGGUUAGAAAUGCUUCAGGAAGAUUACCGUUCCAGGCUGUUACGGGAAAGGGAACAGAAGGCGAACGCUUUGUUUGAGACAAGAGUGAGGGCUAAGAUAUUACCCAAGAAAGGAAGCGUACGGGAAUUUUUUUUGAAUCGAAGAAUGCUCGCAGCAGAAGCUUGCAAUGCUGUUGUAGAUCUCCCGCCGAUCACGUCAAACACACGUUACGAAGGUAAACAAAGAGAUAAGACAAGAAUUGUCGGGAAAAGAGGCGAGAAGGAAAAAGUAGAAGCAAUCGACUAUUUUAAGAACAACCAAAAACAAAAGAACCAUAGCGAACAAGACAAAUUACGAAAGAAAAAUCGCAAAUCCCGAACCGGUGUUGCCUUCGCGAAGAAUGAGGAAAGCAAGUUAAGUACAGUCGAAUUUUCAUCGACCUAUGAAGCAAACGGUGUCGACAGGGAUGGUGGAAAUGCUUAUUCGACUAAGCCAAGGGGAGUAAAAUCAAGAGAGGUAUUCAAGCGCCAGAAACGACCGUCUGACGAAUACGACAGAACAGAAUACAGAAAUGACGAAGUCUUUGCAUCGCUCGCCGCCAAGAACAACAAACUCAGAGCACGGAAGGGGGUGAAAUCGAGGGAAGUUUACAAACGAGGCAGUAAACCCGCAAACGAAGAAGCCAUCACGGAAACGAACGUAAACGAGAAGGGAAACGGUGAAUGUUUAGCACGUUCUUUCAGCGAGGUGUCGAAAAGUUUGGUGAAGAUAAAAGAGCUCGUUCACCGGAGGAAGACGGAGGAGCUUAUACUGCGGUCAAACACGGCGAGGCCCGCGGCAAAUGAAAGCCACAAACAGUCGUCGCCCAGGGCCAGGGGAAAUUCGCAAAGUUUUGACGAGAUGUGUCGAGUUGAGACGGAACUUCGCGAAACGAUUUCGCGUGAGCAGAAAAAACUCUUGGAGCUACAGAAACGUAUGGGGAGACGGAGUAGAAAAAAGCGGGAACAAGAAAGCCGUAAUUAUAACGGAGAAAAACAGCACCGAUCAACAGAAACAAGGCAAGGGGAAGCAAAUAUGGUGAAGAUAUCUCCAAACGAAACACAGGAUGGAAAUUUCAAGCGGGAAACGCGGUCAAAACAACAUCGAAAUGCCGAAUAUCAAAGAACGAACGAAGAAGAUUUCCGGCGGGGUCGGGGAAAAUCCGUUUCUUACGAGUAUAAAGUCAGUGAACUUACUGGAAGAACACAAACGAGUCGUGAUUCUACAACGAAGUCGAGCAUUCACAAAGAAACUAAUGCGAAUGCCACAUCAGGCUCUGUUAUUCAGGAUUUGGUAACAUGUCCAAACUGCGGCCGAGGUUUUAUGAAAGAGAGGAUCGCAAAGCAUGAAAAGGCGUGCAGAAAAGCAUCGGCAAGAAUCAAGAAACCGUUUGAUGCCAAGCGAAAGAGAGCUGAAGGCACAGAUAUGGAAAAAUAUCUUAUUAUGGGAAAGGAGACAAGCGAUGACUCCAAAUACAAGGACAAGAAGAAGAACGACUGGAGGAAAACACACGAAAACUUCAUUCAGUCAAUUCGUUCGGCAAGACAUCAAGAACCAGGUCCACCAACUCCGCUGACCAACCCCGAUUACAUCGAGUGUUCAUAUUGUCAAAGAAAAUUCAAACCGUCCGUGGCGGAGAGACAUAUCCCAAGAUGCAAAGAAACCCGGGCACGACCCAGACCCCCACGGCGCUAGACUAACAAAUAACAAUUAAAACUUUAUGUGUGUAAAAAGUGUAGUAUGCAUAGUAUACAUACGGAAUGCAAAAAAUGUGUU
Molecule: messenger RNA, 2216 nt
Organism: Dendronephthya gigantea
Lineage: Eukaryota; Metazoa; Cnidaria; Anthozoa; Malacalcyonacea; Nephtheidae
Product: zinc finger C2HC domain-containing protein 1C-like
Exons: 4
Coding region: 252-2135 (627 amino acids)
Source: RefSeq, a predicted model, not a curated record